Messenger RNA from Miscanthus lutarioriparius, 405 nucleotides. Lineage: Eukaryota; Viridiplantae; Streptophyta; Magnoliopsida; Poales; Poaceae. The record is from the annotation of a GenBank genome assembly.
AUGUCGACGACGACGGUGACGCCGGAGCCGCCGCACGUCCUGGCCGUGGACGAUAGCAUCGUCGACCGUGCCGUCAUCUCCAGGCUCCUGCGCAGCUCCAAAUACCGAGUUACAACGGUGGACAGUGGCAAGAGAGCCUUGGAGGUUCUCAGCCUGGAUGGUGACAACGUGCACAUGAUCAUCACGGAUUACUGCAUGCCGGAGAUGAGCGGGUACGAGCUCCUGAAGCGGGUCAAGGAGUCGACCGAGCUGCGGGAGAUCCCGGUGGUGCUCAUGUCGUCGGAGAACUCGCCGGCGAGGAUCCGGCGGUGCCUGGAGGAGGGCGCCGAGGAAUUCCUCAUCAAGCCGGUGAGGGCGUCGGAUUUGUCGCGCCUCUGCGGCCGCCUCAUCACCACCUUGCGCUAG